AUGUGGAAUGUGGGGAUGAGCUCAAAGCAGAGAGAGGACUCUGAGGAGAAGACCUUUGAGACAGAAGCAGACCUUGAGAAAGACGACGAUGUCAUCGCUUUUGGUGUCGAGCUCAGCGACGAGGAAAGCACCGACGAUGACGAGGGUGCGGAGAGCACUCUGGAAGACGGUCCUACCGUACUCGCACGGCAAGCGCACCAAAAGGCGCUUAGGGCCGCCAGGGAUCAGAGGUGGAGACUGGCGAGGCGGCUGUUUGAAAAAGGGGUGACAGACUUCCCGGACAAUGCGCGCAUUCUGACGAGCGCUGCAGUCUUUGAGCAGAAGCAGGGGAGGUAUGCUGUCUCAAGGGAGUUGUUUCAGCGGGCGGUGGCAGUGGAUUCGAAGAAUGUGGUCGCCUUGCAGGCCUGGGCUCUCAUGGAGUCUCGCUGCUGCAACCCCAGUUGGCGCCGCCGCGUGCGCUCGCUCUUCGAACAAGCCACGUCAGCAGACCCCUCGCACGCCCCCGCUUGGCAAGCCUGGGCCGUCUUUGAGUGGAAGCAGGGGCGCGCCGCGCUGGCCCGCCAGCUGUUUGAGAAGGCGACGUCGGCGAACCCGAAGCACGCCCCAAGUUGGCAGGCUUGGGCGCUGGUAGAGAGCAAGGCGGGGCAGUGUGAAAAGGCUCGGGCCCUGUUUGGGAAGGCGCUGGAGGCGGACCCUGGGCAUUUGCCUGCGAUUCUGGCGUGGGCAAGGGUGGAGUGGGGCCUCGGAGAGAUGGCCAAGGGGCGGGAGCUGUUUGAGAGGGGGGUGAAGAGGGCGGGGAAAGCGUCGCUGGCGCUGUUGCAUGACUGGGCCAGACACGAGGCACGCAGCAAGCACUUCGGACGCGCGCGCCAGCUGUACCGCAAGGCCGCGGAUCUGUACCCCGGCGCUCCGCAAGCGUGGCUGUUGUGGGGCAAACUAGAGCAGGAACUCCAAAAGUACGACCGCGCCCGGGAGCUCUUCACGAAAGGCCUGCAUGCGAGCCAUGGCGAUAAUGAGAUCAUGUCGCAUGCUCUUGCGAUGCUCGAGAAGGAAGCCGGCAACCCGGACCGUGCGCAGCGCAUUCUCGCGGAACUGGUGCAGCGUGACCGGAGCAAUGCGCGCGCCUGGCACAGCCUGGCGGACCUGUGCGUGCGCAAAGGCCCGCCCAAGUGGGACCGUGCGCGGGAGUGCUACCAGAACGCCGUCGAAUUGGGGCCAAGUCAGGACAAGGAGGGCCGCGCCGGGACGUUUGUCGCCUGGGCGCAGCUCGAGGCGAUGGCCGGACGUAACGACACCGCACGGACGCUGUUUCAGCGGGCGGUAGAACUUGUCCCGGGAGACGCAGAGCAUUUGCGCAAGUGGGCGCAGUUCGAGAAGAAGGCGGGACAGGAAGCGGACGUCCGGGCGAUCUUCCAAAAGAGCAUCGAGGCGGGGCCAACGGCGCGCACGUAUUUGCUGUGGGGCCAAUGGGAGAAGCGCCUCGGCAACCUAGACGCCGCCACCCAGUGCUUCGAGAAAGGCAUCUCCGUCGAUCCGGAAAACCCGUUCAACUACGUGGCCCUGGCUGCGAUCCACGUGGAAGACGGGCGCGUGUCAGAGGCACGUGACGUGUACAAGGCGGGGACUGCCAGCUGUCCGACGUACACGGCACUGUGGAUGGAGUGGGCGCUGCUCGAGGUCCGCCAGGAUGGCGGUGAAGGGAUCCAGCGUUCCCGGUGGUUGUUUGCUCGGGGCAGCCGGUUAGAACCCCCCCACAUUCCCUUGCUUGAGGCCUGGGCGACCGUCGAAGAAAGCGUUGGUGACGGGAGGGUCGCCCUCAAGCUCAGAGCAAGAGUCGAAGAGAUUGAGGCCCAGCGGCAAGGUGCGGAGUCCGAGUCUUCACCUGUAGAGAUCAAGGGCAACGAGAUCAGGAUAGACGAGGGAGCUGUAGACGUUGCUAGCGGUGACGAGGUCGACAAUAUAAAAGUAGGUGGCGCUUUGAAACAGCGACGGUCACCAUUAGAUAUACGAACGCCGAGUAUAGGAGCGGAGGUUGGGCGCAUCGAGCGGACGCAAAAAGUCGACGACCUUAUUGCGUCCUUACUUACAUGACCUUCUUUGACAAAGAUAGGUUGGUUGCGCUAGAUGUCAUCGAAUGCGUCCUCAAAGCUCAAGCCCAUACACCCGUUGACUGAUCAAUUAAACAUGGUUUUGAUAGUAGGGUACUUAGGACCGACUUUGCAGUAGCUUGCAUGCGUUUGCCUCCAAGACUGCAUGAGUCCCCCGCUUCUGAAUAUGGUUGAACCCCCUCGGCG
This is a messenger RNA of Klebsormidium nitens, 2294 nucleotides long. Lineage: Eukaryota; Viridiplantae; Streptophyta; Klebsormidiophyceae; Klebsormidiales; Klebsormidiaceae. The record is from the annotation of a GenBank genome assembly.